Molecule: messenger RNA, 1127 nt
Organism: Neurospora crassa OR74A
Lineage: Eukaryota; Fungi; Ascomycota; Sordariomycetes; Sordariales; Sordariaceae
Exons: 1
Coding region: 150-530 (126 amino acids)
Source: RefSeq, a predicted model, not a curated record
CCGGGUUGUUGAUUAUCAUAUCAAAUCCGGGAGAAUGACAAUGAUCAUUAGAAACCCACGCGGGGCACCCUGGGGGUCGAUAUCGGGUUUUAUCCUCACUGAAGUCCGACGCAAAGCACUUGUCCAGACGACAGUGCAAUGUAUCACUCAUGUGGGCGACUGUUACCGCAUCCGCAUACCUUAUCUACAAGCCAAACGCCAGAGAAUCUCAAACCUUUGAUAUCGGACUGGGACAUAUCAGCCUCCACCACAAUGCUACAUCAGACGCCUUUCAGGUGCAGCAUGAUGCAGUCCCCGCGUUCUCCUCAUCCCAUUCCAUUUUCCAUCCACGCGAAAAUACCGAUUUCCUCUUCCACUACACGCAAUCAGGCGCUAGAGCGAUUCGCCGAGAAGCGGGGCUCCGAACCCGUUACUGUAGGGUUUCAUCGUCGCCCACCCCCACGUUAUCAAGUCCGGCUGCCACCACGCCCGGAUGUAAUCUGCCUAAUCCAUCCUAUCAAACAAUGAUACCAACAUCUGCUACAACCUGAGGCGUCCAACGACGGACACUUCCACUUAUCAGAUGUGCCAUCCCGAAAUGUACUCGUCCCAAGAACCCCCUGCUCUUCAGCCAUGUUUCUCCCCGGGAUGCAGAUCCACGGGUAUUGAACGGGACAGAGAGUAGCGCAACGGCAAUGCUUCGCCGACCUUAUUCGUCGGACGGAUGAGCCGUUACGCCUGCAGCAGAUAGAUCUUCAGGUCGUGGGCAGCAGCAGCAGCAUCCAGAUAAGGAUAAGAACCCCCGGGAAUUGAACUAACCAUGUUUUGUCUAGAUGAUGUAUAACAUCAGGUCUUGUCAGUGCUCGAGUUGGUCUUACGUCUUUCGAACGACUCGGCUCGGGGAGAUAACAUCUAGAGAUGGGGGAUCUCUGUGCGUCAUUGGAACUACCUAUUCGAUAUCAAGGUCGUGCUAUACAUACCGCAUCACGAGUCCAGACACAGGUGCUAUGAUGCCGGCGAAUGACCGGAUGUAGUCGUUGUAGUGUAGUACGUCCAGGGACUGUUUUACCCUUUUGGGUAGGAAGGCGCGAUGAACAAUACACUGUCAAUUUCAGUUCAGUUGCCAUUAAUAUCUUCGUGGCUUCCCC